AUGCAGCACUAUUUUCGGCAACAGAACAAAAGAAUCCUUGACAUCAUUUUGAAAGCCCUCCUUAUCUCACCUCAGGCCAUAAUUGCUAUUGAUGACAUCGGUUUGUCCCUGGAUUGUGUCACCUAUAACACGCUUUCAGGUAAUCCAAAAAGGUCAACAUUUCAUCGGUGUCCAUUUGGCUACUUUUCAUGUGGAGAUGGUCAGUGCAUAUUAUGGAAAAAGCGCUGUGAUUUUACAAAGGACUGCCCAAAUGGCAUUGAUGAAAAUUUAUGCCCUGCUAAAUGUGACUUUGAAAGCGAUGAUUGUGGUUGGCGCGAGAUACGUUACUUUGAUUCCUUUGACUGGGUUAGAAGCUCAUCGAGGAGCUUGACACCUGAGUAUCUCUCCCAAGCCCCACCACAGGACCAUACCACUAAUUCAAUGCAAGGUCAUUUCAUGUUUAUUCAGCGGAAGGAUAGGAACUACACUCAGACUGCAGAACUGCGGAGUCCGAGGUUCAGUCAGGCAGGACAAGGCUGCUCCGUGACCUUCUGGUAUUACAACUAUGGAUCAUCGGUGGGAAUGGCAGAGAUCCUUUUACAUGUAGAUAAUGAGCGUGUGCCCACUGUGCUCUGGAGCACUUACUUCAGCCAAGGGAACCAGUGGUUAAAGGGAUUCAUUCAGCUUGAUCGCUUGUCCCAUCCUUUCCAAUUGUCAGUGAAUAAACGCAACGUGGGCUACUAUGAAGGUGUCUCAGCCUUUGAUGAUAUUGUGUUUGAAAACUGUUCUCUUCCUACUGCUGACCCAAGCUGUAGAGAACCCGAGCGCUUCUGGUGUAAAGAUACUAAGGCUUGUAUAAGCAAUUUACUGCUGUGUGAUCUCAUUGACGACUGUGGAGAUGGAUCGGAUGAGAUGAAUUGCACUUCGGAAUUACAGUGCAACUUCGAAGAAGGAUUAUGUAACUGGACGCAAGACACUGAUACUGAUGACUUUGAUUGGACUAGACAUCAAGGCCAGACACCAACUACUGACACAGGACCCAUGAAAGACCAUACCCUGGGAACAGCCAAAGGGCAUUACCUCUACAUUGAGACAUCAGAACCUCAGCUGUACCGAAAUCAAGCCAUUCUACUAAGCCCUGAAAUAGAUGCUACAGUUAAUAACAAGAAUAAAUCUUGUAUUUUCCGCUUCCAUUACCACAUGCUUGGAAGGCAAAUUUAUUCCUUGGCAGUCUAUAAAAGGACCAUUAGGAACACUAGAGGCCAAUUACUGUGGCAAUCGUUUGGAAAUAAAGGAACCCGUUGGUUAAAGAAAAUACUCUACAUAAACAGUUCUCUGCCAUUCCAGAUAUUAAUUGUAGGCAUGGUAGGUGAUGGAUACACCGGGGACAUUGCAAUUGACGACAUUUCCUUCUUUAACUGUACUUUGUAUCGAGGUACUUUGCCAACCUGGUCACCAAUUCCCUUAGAAACGCCUACUAAGGCAACGCUUCCAGUCCACUACUGCUCAGAGGAUGAACAUGUCUGCAGGUCAACAGGACAUUGUAUACCAGUCACAAAGCGGUGUGACUUCAGAGAAGACUGUCCAGAUGGGUCUGAUGAGCACAACUGUGUUUCAGAAUAUUGUGACUUUGAAAACGGGAGUUUAUGCAAUUGGCUUCAGCCGGAGGCAAGUUCUUUUCGUUGGGACACGGCAUUCCAGUGGUCUGUCGGUCAAGGCAUUGCCAUUGUUCCUGGGGAAGAGAACCAUAGGCCUCUCGAUGACCAUACCACGUCUACAGAAGAAGGCUGGUAUUUGUAUGCAGACAGCUCAAAUGGAAAGUUUGGCCAUACAGCUCAUGUCAUGACUCCUCUUAUAUCCCAUACUGGACCCAAGUGCAAGCUGACAUUCUGGACCCAUAUGAAUGGAGCGACUGUGGGAUCAUUAGAGGUUCUUAUUAGACUUGUCAAUGUGACGUAUGAAGUUUGGUUUCAGACUGGAAAACAAGGAGCGAAGUGGAGGAGAGCUGAAGUUUACUUGGGGAAACUGUCUAACUUUCAGAUUGUCCUUCGUGCUAAACGUGGUGUGAGUUACAUAGGAGAUGUUUGCGUGGAUGAUAUAGCUUUCGAAGACUGCGCACCAGUGCUGGUAGAUGACAAGCAGUGCACAUCAGAGGAGUUCAUGUGUUCCAAUAAAUACUGUAUUCCCAAGAAUAACAUGUGUGACUUUGUUAAUGACUGCUCGGAUAACUCGGAUGAGGACCCCUACUUAUGUGGCUCCUAUCUUGGACAUUGUAAUUUCGAAUUUGAUCUUUGUGAUUGGAAGCAGAGUCAGAGCGAUAAUUUUGACUGGAGCAUGAGAGCUGGGAGCACUCCUACUGUUGGCACUGGUCCAGUGACUGAUCACACUUCAAAGAACCCAUCUGGGUUCUAUAUUUUCAUAGAAGCAUCUUUUCCACAUUUACCAGGCCAGGUCGCUAAGCUUUCAGGACCACCAAUAAGCAAAUGGAGCAGAAAUUGCACGAUCAUCUUUUACUUCCACAUGUAUGGAGAGGGCAUCGGAUCACUGACCAUGUAUCAGGUAACAGUGAGCGGACAUGAAAAUCUACUUUUAAAUAUGACUGGAGAUCAGGGGAAUUUCUGGCAGAGAAAGGAGCUAUCACUUCAUGAUCUGGGAGAAGAUUUCUACAUUACGUUUGAAGGGAAAGUUGGAAAAGAUCAAAGAGGAGAUAUAGCUCUGGAUGACAUUGUUCUCUCAAAUGAGUGUUUUCCAUCUUCUGCAUUUAUCCCACAGCCUCUCAGAAAAGGUAAGACUUUACCCCCCACCUAUAACUGCCCAGUGGGAUUUCUUAAAUGCAAAAAUAAAAAGUGCAUCACCUCUGAAAAGUUAUGUGACUUUGUCGAUGACUGUGGGGAUAAUACAGAGGAAAUACAGUGUGGCACAUCAUGCACAUUUGAAAAUGGUGCAUGCGGGUGGAAAAACUCUGUGGCUGACAGUUUUGACUGGAUUUUGGGAGGGCAUUCAUCUAAGUCUCUGAGACCUCCCAUAGACCAUACACUUGGAAAUGAAAAUGGUCACUUUUUGUAUCUCGAGACAUCAUAUGUUGGUCUACGUGGUGAAAAAGCUCAUAUGAAAAGCUCCAAGUGGAAGGAGUCGGCGAGGACUUGUAUGCUGAGAUUUUGGUACUACAUGUCACCAAAAGCUACUGGAAUAAUACGAGUUCUUAUAAAGACAGAAAAUAACCUAAUGAAAGUAUGGGGAGAAUCCGAGAAUCAAGAUGGGUAUUGGAAUAAAGUGGAAAUUCGCUUGGGAAAGCUGAGACACUUUGAAGUCAUAUUUGAAGGCAUACGGACGCGAGACUUUGGCGGAGGAGCGGCCAUUGAUGACAUUGAGUUUUUAAACUGUUCACCGUUUGGAGCGGAGCCUGGAAAAUGCCCAGAAAAUACUGAUUUUAUAUGCAAAAACAAAAAAUGUAUUGAAUCCCACUUAGUCUGUGACUACAAGCCUGACUGUGGGGACUCUUCGGAUGAAGCUUACUGCAGUGAGUACACCAAUGUCCCUGGGAGCUGUAAUUUUGAGCAUGCAGACAAGAUCAGUUUUGGAUGUGAUCUCUCUCAAGACAUUGCAAAUGAUUUCUGGUGGGCCGUACGACGCAAAGUCAACAAAUAUCUAAAUACAGACCACACUCCAGGUACAGGAAGAUUCUUUCUCUAUGCCAAUGCAGUCAGACAGAAAGAUGGCGACACUGCACGGAUAUUUACAACCAAAGCUUUUCCUGCCACCACUGAGAAGUGCAGAGUCCGGUUUUGGUAUUAUCUAUUUGGACCUCCACAGUCCGGGAUGUUAAAGGUAUAUAUAGUCACUGAAUACGGGUUGAAUAUCCAUCUGUGGUCAGCGGUCGAGAGCAUGGAGCAAAGGUGGAUGUACGGCACUGUCAUUCUGGCUAGCAACAGUCCAUUUCGGGUGGCCUUUGAAGCUCAAGUAGGGGGCAACCAAGAUGUUGACAUUGCUUUGGAUGAUAUAUCAUUUACAUUGGACUGCCAAGUAGAAGGUCCAUUGAUACCACUACCUUCCUGUCAUCAGGAUUUGUUCACCUGUAUGUAUAAAAAGGAAUGUCUCCCCUUAUCAGCAAAAUGUAAUGGAGUAGAAGAAUGCACGGAUGGUACAGAUGAGAUCCUCUGCCCUACUUCAUCUCCUAUCACCAGCCCCGAAACGCGCUGCAGAGUUACUGAGUUCCACUGCUUUGAUAAAUGCAUCCCAUUGAUCAUGCGGUGCGAUGGGGUGACAGAUUGCCGUCUUGGGGAAGAUGAAAAGACCUGCAAUUCAAUAAUGGCUGAAAAUGGCUCCGUGAUGUGCCUUCCCUCGAACACCUGGGUGCCUUUUGAAAAACGUUGUGACAGAGUAGAAGACUGCAGUGAUCUCAUUGAUGAGUCUGGAUGUUCAGAAUGUCCAAAAGCAUACUGCAAAAAUGGAGGAAAAUGUUUACUAAACAAUGAAGUACCUACUGUCAAAGAGGGCCCAAGGAAAGCUACCACAAAGACCAGGGGCAAAGAGUGUGCUGUAUGCAGGAAAAAGCUCGCCCCUUCCUGGUCUAAGUUAUUAUGUCAGCAUUGUGUCAAUAAGGUGGUAGAAGAGGAAUCCACAUCUCUGCUUCAGAGCAUUAAGGAUAUUGUCAAAUCUGAAGUUUAUGAUUCUAUGAAAAUGUUUAAGAAGUGCCUCCCUUCCUCAGCCUCUGGCAAACAGGGUCACUCUGCCAUGGUAUCUGAUUCAGAUUCUUAA
Messenger RNA from Bufo bufo (common toad), 4737 nucleotides. RefSeq names its product MAM and LDL receptor class A domain containing 1 (gene MALRD1). Lineage: Eukaryota; Metazoa; Chordata; Amphibia; Anura; Bufonidae. The transcript has 27 exons. Gene Ontology annotation, cellular component: membrane. The record is from RefSeq and is a predicted model, not a curated record. Gene Ontology annotation, molecular function: protein binding. The coding region runs from base 1 to 4737 and encodes 1578 amino acids.